AUUGCCGGGCCAAUGAUUAGCGGCUGUCUGCCGGACGGGCGGCGCGCGGCCUUGGUGUGAGGGCCGCCGUGGUGCGCCGGUCACCGACCUUGGCCGGCGGCGCUGUCUGCGGCCGGCGCCUCCCAUUGACGACCGCCGCGCGCAGGUGACGUCACCGGCUCCCCCUCGGCCCGGUGUGACGUCACGGGCGCGGCUCAGCUGGCGCGGGGCGGCGCUCGGCGGCGGCGGCUCAGAACGUCGAUACGGACCGGCGCCGUCAGCCGCUCCGCGCCGCCCGCCGCUCAUCGUCCCUGUGUUUCUCCCAGUGUGAGCGCGUGCAGCGCAGUCACAGCAGCCCGCUCGGCUGGCCUCUCACUCAUAAAUGUGUGGCGGAGCACUUUCAACGGCAGAAAACCACCAGAGCGGCCGGGGCUUCAGCCGUAUGGAGCUGCUGAAGGGAAGCAGCGAGUUCUGCCGAGCCCAGCACAAAUAAAGUGUCAGAGCGCGCGCCGCGCCUGUGCUGGACAGUGCGUGUCAGUGAGGGUGCUGCCGUGCCCGAGGCCGGGUCACCGCGCGGACUGGGUGCCACAUGGGGUGAGGCGUGCACGGGGCCGCCGACAGCUGCGCCGCGCCGUCCGUCCGUGAGCUGUGGGCGUCCGCCGCGCCCCGAGUGGCUGUGGUGCGCGCGAGGAGCGCUGCAGGGUCCACCCCGGGCCGCCGCCGUCUGACCCGCGCCCGGCACACACUGACAUGAGCAAUAUGAGGAACAAGAGCAUCCGACCGGCGCCCUCCGAGAUUGAGUACAAGGGCAUGCGGUUCCUGAUCACGGACCGACCCACUGAGAACACACUGGCUGCCUACGUAGAGGAGCUGAAGAGGCACAACGCGCGCUCGGUGGUGCGCGUAUGCGAGCCCACCUACAAGACGGACCUUCUGGAGCAGGAGGGCAUCUCCGUCACGGAUCUGGUGUACGACGACGGUACCUUCCCUCCGACCGCGGUGGUGGACGACUGGCUGGAUCUGCUCCGUAAGCGGUUCCGCGCCGACCCGACCGCCUGCGUGGCGGUCCACUGCGUGGCGGGCCUGGGCCGGGCGCCCGUGCUCGUGGCGCUGGCCCUCAUGGAGCUCGGACUCAAGUACGAGGAUGCCGUCGAACUCAUCCGACAGAAGCGACGCGGCGCCAUCAACGCCAAACAGCUGCAGUAUCUGGAAAAGUACCGUCCCCGCUCGCGGCUGAAGCUGAAGAACGGCCACAAGGCCGGCUGCUGCAUCCAGUAGUUGGCAGCACCGCCGCGCCGGCAGGUGGCAGCACCGCCGGGCCGCUGCCGCCGACAUAUCAUUGAGUUGUCUCUUCUGCGCGGCGUUAGGUUCUGGAGGCGGUCCGGCUCUCGUGGCGUGAUGUGCAUGUGUGCUGUUUGCCGGCCACUCUUCCUGCGGCCGCCGGCAGCCCCUGGACGCCAGAAAGGUGCGCUAUUGCGUGGCCCGGCGGCCCCCGGCCCGGCCUGACCCCAAUGUACCGAGCCGGCGGCUCGCGCCCGGCCAAUGAACUGUUCGGAGCAUGCCUGCACCCGACGGGGGCGCUGCCUGGUGGCCGCCCUGCGAACUAUAAUUGUCGGCCGCGCCCGCCGAGCGCGGUCGUCCGUUUCUCCUAGGUUUGUUUUUGUUAUAUGCGCUCGUGGGGGGCCGUCGGCGGGCGCGGUGACCGCGGCUCCGAGCGGGUCGCGCCCAGCUCGGUUUUACUAAUCUGUGACCACAUAGUCGGAGUGCGAGUCGCCUGGAACGUGCGUGUUUCUACUGUAGACAAAUGACAAAUAAAUUCUGUGUAUUCGGCC
Messenger RNA from Amphibalanus amphitrite, 1811 nucleotides. Its product is annotated as protein tyrosine phosphatase type IVA 1-like. Gene Ontology annotation, biological process: protein dephosphorylation. Gene Ontology annotation, molecular function: phosphatase activity. The transcript has 5 exons. NCBI's taxonomy places the organism in Eukaryota, Metazoa, Arthropoda, Thecostraca, Balanomorpha, Balanidae. Gene Ontology annotation, cellular component: nucleus. The record is from RefSeq and is a predicted model, not a curated record. Bases 730 to 1257 code for a protein of 175 amino acids.